Molecule: messenger RNA, 719 nt
Organism: Frankliniella occidentalis (western flower thrips)
Lineage: Eukaryota; Metazoa; Arthropoda; Insecta; Thysanoptera; Thripidae
Exons: 3
Coding region: 1-489 (162 amino acids)
Source: RefSeq, a predicted model, not a curated record
AUGAGGAUUGAAAGGGUUGCAUUCAGAAUGAGCAUCCUAGGAAAGAAGGACCAUAAAGACAAGAGGAAUGCCCUAUUACAAAACUACGAGACAAGGAAUAAAAAGGAUAUGCACUGCGAAGACGGGAAAAGUAAAAUGCCACUCAAGGGAUCAGUUCCAAUUUUUAACAAGUUACCAAAGAUUUUGAAAGGAGGAUUUAGGAAGUUUCAAAAAGGGAGUGAAGAACACGUGGACCCAGACUCCGUCACCUCCAAGCUCACGUCCGACGGCGUCCUGCAGGUGACUGCGCCCAGGAGGGAGGCCCUCCCCGCCCCCAAGGAGAACGUCCGGCACAUCACCAUCACCCAGAGCGACCACCCUGCCGUCAAGGACGCCGCGGAGGAGGCGCAGACCGUCCCACCCAACGACAAUAAGGCGGAGGAGCCAGUCGUCGGCAAGGACAAGAGAGAGUCGAGCAUUGCAAGUGAUGCUGUGGUUGUUGGAGCCUGAUACUCUAAAUCCUAGUUUUAUCGUACAAUAACGGUGUCCUUACGAAACCUAUUUAUUAUGUAAUUCUAUUCCUUCGACCUAUGUUAAUCUCAAGUUUUCAUUUCCUAUUGAGACUGAUUUGUGUUUUAUGUCUGAAAUAUUUUGUAAACUCAUAUUAUUUAUUUGAAGAUGUCGCUUCUAGUGGCAAGAGCAUUUAUGCCAUUUUGUGAUAAAUAAACCCCUAAAUUUAA